CCGACUUGGCGGAGUAAAAAGAAUAAGGUUAAUUUCAUGUUUUGAUGUUUGUAUACAAAAAAACUUUUCCAACUUAUUUACUUUACAUGUUUAGUCUAUAAAUAUGAGUUAAUUGUACAUUUUGAAACUAAAUAAUUAUUAAACUAUUUAUCAAAUAUGGGCGUUACAAUAUUAACUCAGUUUCCUGUAGAGAACAAAACUGGGCCCCAAAUAAUUGAGUUGUUAUCGAAAAGAAUCAGUGCUUUAGGAGCUGUUCCACAAGGACAAUUCUUAGUGGAUUGUGAAACAUAUAGUUCAGUGCCAGCUUUAGGACAUCAACGUACUGUUCAUGUUUUGCAUAACUCUGAGCAACCUGCUACUGUAUUUGCUUUGCUUGAAACUGGUACUAAAACUAUACCUUUGGCAACAGAUGGAUUAUUUGAUCUGUUAAUGAUGAAAAUGUCGAGUUUUUAUCAAUCUAAAAAACAGACCAAGGCAGAAUCAAAAGGUCCUCGAUUUGAAAUUGGAGAUUUCUGUGUAAAGCUCGGUUCAGUAACUGUGAGCAGUAAUUUUAAAGGUGUUUUAGUGGAAGUAGAAUAUAAACCAUGUGUUGUUCCUGCUAUGUGUUGGGAUUUAAUAAUGGAAUUUAUGCAAGGUUUUCUUGGAUCACUAGGUCCAACAACACCACCGUCAUUUCUUCAAAAUCGAAUGCAAGAUAUUUAUUCUCCAAUUGACACAAUUCAACAAUACUUAGAACACUUUACGCUAUUUAGGAAAUCUCCAGGUCCAGCUUUGAUAAUGAGACCACAAUAAUAGUUUUAUUUCUUUGGUUGUAUAAAAUAAUGUUGCAUGGGUAUCAUACUUUUAAGUUUAUAACAUUAGAAAAACACAUUUUAAUAAUUAUAUUCUAAUUUACAGUUUUUCUAAAAACUAAUAACAUAAGAGUUAAGAUAAUAUAAUAGUCAUAUAAUAGUAUAAUUUAUGAAGCCUUAAAUGUCUGGUUGGUACAUUUUUUUAAUAUACAUGCUACGUUAGUGUAUAAUAUGUUUUUGUUUGAAAAAAAAGUAUAUGUUUUUGUUCAAAAAUAAUAACACUAUCUUACCUAUAUAUUUUUAAGAAGUUGUAUUUACUAAUUUUACAUCUAACAAUUACAUUGAUAGUUGUUUGUGUAUCACAAAAAAUUAAUCAGUAUCAGGAAUAGAUUAUAAACACCGGCAUUUUUCAUAACCGGUAUUAGUUAAUUUGAAUUUGAGCGUUAAGGUCAAGCAGGGUCAAGUCACUCUAGACUUUUUAUUCUUAAUCUAAGGUCAUGACAUGACAGGCGACAGCCCUGACAGGCCUCUAUUUGAGGUUAUUAUUAAGUUGUUCUAAUGUUUAUUUUUGAAAUCUAGAGUUAAUUUCCAAUUUCCACACAACAUAACUAGUGAUAAGGAGGUGAUUAUUCCAAAAUAGU
Molecule: messenger RNA, 1432 nt
Organism: Sitophilus oryzae (rice weevil)
Lineage: Eukaryota; Metazoa; Arthropoda; Insecta; Coleoptera; Curculionidae
Gene: MED20
Product: mediator of RNA polymerase II transcription subunit 20
Exons: 1
Coding region: 157-792 (211 amino acids)
Biological process (GO): regulation of transcription by RNA polymerase II
Cellular component (GO): mediator complex
Molecular function (GO): transcription coactivator activity
Source: RefSeq, a predicted model, not a curated record